Aplosporella prunicola CBS 121167 is the source of this 1785-nucleotide messenger RNA. RefSeq lists its product as uncharacterized. The transcript is spliced from 3 exons. The record is from RefSeq and is a predicted model, not a curated record. Bases 1 to 1785 code for a protein of 594 amino acids. NCBI's taxonomy places the organism in Eukaryota, Fungi, Ascomycota, Dothideomycetes, Botryosphaeriales, Aplosporellaceae.
AUGGCUGACCCUGCUGCUCCGAUUGUGAUGCGCCAGCUUCACCACCAUAACACAACCUUCUUCCGCAUCCUCGGAUGUUACAUGUGCUGCCACCCGGGCCUUCAGGACCGUCGGCUCUGCGUCUGGCGCGUGGUCUCGUCGCCACGCCAGUCGGCGUCGGGUCUGGUUGAGGAGCCGCUGCAGCCGGGUGAGACGGUCGCCUUCACUCUGCCGCCUGUGGCGUCGAACAGCGCCUACUACAGCAUCAGGCAGGGAGACCGGCUGUUCGACCGCAACCAAGUCAUCGCCGGCGCCGCCUUCCUCGCCCGCUUCGUCGAAGAGGGCAUCCUGUGCCGCUGGCCGGAGAAGCACCUUAAUCUUCUCAACGCUCGCUCCCUCCUCUCUUACACUCUCUACCUGGUGAGGGCGGCUUUUUUCUUCCUUCGCGACGUCGUCCACCACCCCGACCACAUCGCGAACCUCGGUCAGCUUUACCGCCGUAUCGUCCAGCCUCUGGGCCACGGCAUCUUCACGUACGAGGAAAAGGAUAGCCAAAUCGCUAUCCGCACGGCCGAGACGAGGGAGCUUGUCUCUUGGUUGCCCGGUCUCAACAUUGUGCCCGCCCCACUCCCGCCUGCUGUCGUCCCGGGCGAAUAUCUUAUCGACAUUCCCGACGACAUCACCGUUUACUUCACGGCGCAGGAUGCUGAUCUGCACGCCCAGGAGGCGAGAGCGCGCGGUGCCGGAGAGGCUUGGCAAGCUUUCGACGAGCGCUUCGCGGAGGGCGAGAUGGACGACGAUCUCCCCGACAAUGUCCGCGGCGUGAUGGGCCGUCCUCAGGAAGCCGCUGCUCCCCAAGAUGCCGCCAACGCCUUCCCGGACCCUCAAUUCCAUGGGCUUCCGGAGGACCCCACCCUCGGCAACAUGCUCGCGCAGUACAACGACCUCAACUCCUUGGGACAGAUCUAUCCCGAGAUUGAGACCGUUCAGACCCCGGCGUACAACCCUGCCAUUGCGGAAGAGGGCUACAACACCCUCAGUCAGAUCUUGCGCGCCGAGAGGGAGGCCGAGAACGUCGCGUUCCCUGCUCCGGCGCAGGACGGAGCUACGUUCCUUGCUGCCUGGCACGCUCGUAACCCUGCGCCUCCUGCCACACCUACGGCUGCUCCUCGCGGUGCUGCGGCUCCGGCCCUCCCAAUCGACCCUGCGCUUACUCCCGGUGACCAGCACGAGAUGCCCGGCUCCGAGGACGAUCCCGACUACGUCCCUGGCCCUGCUCGCAAUCAAGGCGCCGGUGCCGCCAUGGCCGCCGCGCCUGCAGCAGCGACUCUUCGCCCCUUGGCACCGGGCCCUGCUCCUCCCGCCGCCGCAUCAGCCAUGACGAAGCUGGAGCGCGCAUCCCUCGCCUUCCCACUAACGGCGAACCAUCUCAUCCAAAUCGCCCAGAUCCUGAACCACCACACCAACACGCUGCUGAUCGACCUCAUCGGCGCGUACGUCAACAGCUACGGCACGCGCGCCGCCCUCGCGAUCUGGAAGCAGCCUAAGCAGCGGGACGUGCCGCUGGCGGCUGGGCGGGCCGACAUGAUCGGGUCGGAGCAUAUGAUGAAGCAGCGGUUCGUGGUGGCCAUGGUGGUGGCAUCACAUGGGGAGUUGGUGGCGUGGUUGGGCGAGGCUGCCGCGUGCGAUUUUUGUAGGGGACCGAGGAAGAAGUGGGUUAAUGGGUGCUAUGCCUAUGACGGGAUUCUGGGCGGCAGGUGCGCGAAUUGUAUUUGGGUGGCUGAGAAGAGGGAUUGUUUUGUUUGA